AUGGCCCAUUCCGGGUCGUCGCCCGUCAUCAAGUGGCAGUUCCCAGUCCGUCUACUCGCCUCGUACACUCUUGAUUGGAUCAUCCUUGUUGUCGUCGUCAUCGCCGGUGGUUUCCUUGGACGGAUCACACCCAACAAGCGACCCUUUGCCCUUGACGACCCGGGCAUCUCAUUUCCCUACGCUGAUCAUGAAACCGUUCCGACCUGGCUCCUCGUCGUCCUCUCUGCCCUUGUCCCCGUUGUCAUCAUCUCCAUCGUGUCCAUACUGCUCAUCCCUGGUGGCACGGUGCCCAAGAAGACACCCAUAAGCCUCAUCUGGAGGCUCAAGUUAUGGGAGCUUCACGUUGGCUGGCUCGGGUUGCUCAUGGCUGUCGGCUCGGCCUUCUUCUUCGUUUCUGGCAUCAAGAACAUGUGUGGCAAGCCGCGACCCGACCUGCUUUCGCGCUGCCAACCCGACCUUGCGGAUCGGUCUAAAUAUCGAGUCGGCGGCUUUGACGGGCAGCCAACUGCCAAUGUUCUCUACUCUGGCGACAUAUGCAAGCAAACGGACAAGAGCAAGCUCGACGACGGUUUUCGAAGCUACCCCAGCGGUCAUUCUGCCGCCGCAGCCGCCGGUCUCAUCUACCUUUCACUCUUUCUCGCAAGCAAGUUCUCGGUGACGAUUCCGUUUGUUGUUCUCGAUGGAACGACCUUUACUGAAGCCUCUACGCACGUAGCCUUCCCCUCUCUGGCACAGCACAAGGAUGGCGCGUAUGAACCGGCACGUUCGCGAAGUGGUGGAACUAACUUACCAGCGUCAUUUCCACCAGUCAAGACGCAGCCUGCGAUUCGCAAUAGGCAACACAAUGCGAAGCUCCAGUCCAUGCGGCGGCAGGCCGCUGCCCCGCCAGUAUAUCUCCUAGUCAUCGUCCUUGCACCCUUCUGCCUCGCCAUCUUCAUCUCGGCUUCUCGAUGGUUCGACUUCCGCCACCACGGCUUCGAUAUCCUCUUCGGAUUUUUGAUUGGAAUGUUUACCGCCAUUUACAGCUUCCGAUAUUACCACCUCCCGAUCAUGUCUGGUGCUGGCUGGGCCUGGGGCCCUCGCAGCGAGGAUAGGGCGUUCUGGGCGGGCGUUGGCCGCUUGGGUUAUGUCGGCACCAGAGAUGACUUUAACAACAGGGUGGACCGCUCUGAUCAGGGGGAGUCCGGCGAUGUCAAUGAGCAUUCUUCCCAUGGCCCUGCAGCCAUGAGCAGUCUUGGCUACCGUGUGAACCAGUACGGCGAGGCGCCGCCAGCUCCAGGCCGUCAACAGGCCGGCCCCUAUGAGACGUUUGAGAUGAACGAUAUCGCAUACCGGCAAUAA
Messenger RNA from Purpureocillium lilacinum, 1341 nucleotides. The record is from RefSeq and is a predicted model, not a curated record. Lineage: Eukaryota; Fungi; Ascomycota; Sordariomycetes; Hypocreales; Ophiocordycipitaceae.